This is a messenger RNA of Stylophora pistillata, 935 nucleotides long. Its product is annotated as protein patched homolog 1. Lineage: Eukaryota; Metazoa; Cnidaria; Anthozoa; Scleractinia; Pocilloporidae. Gene Ontology annotation, biological process: negative regulation of smoothened signaling pathway. Gene Ontology annotation, cellular component: plasma membrane. The record is from RefSeq and is a predicted model, not a curated record. Gene Ontology annotation, molecular function: smoothened binding; hedgehog receptor activity; hedgehog family protein binding.
UUAGUUUUCAUGCAGGAGUGACAGUGAAGGAUCGAUUUUCAUUGAGGGAAUGUACAGUUGCGACGAACUGAAUGACUCUAAGCACGGAUUAUGACUUUUAGAAAGCGAUGUUUUCGCUCCGUGGUUUCUGUCCUACUCUUGAGGUACUGUUCACGGUAGAGACUUCGUGUCUGACGCCUUGCCGUGAGUGCAGAACGAUUGUGCUUUGAAAACGUUUCACACCGUUGAAGUUCGACACCGCGUGGCAUUCGACUUUUAACCAUCCAGCUCAAAAAAUGAGCACUUUUUCGUCUAGAAACUCCGGUUGGGCAGCUGAGAGGCUACGAGAGAUCGACCAGGGCCAUGCGAGGGGGAAUAGACCGGCUUUGGUCGUUCGCUCCCUGUUGCAGGCUUUCCUCAGAGGUCUUGGCCGCUUUAUACAGCGAAGAUGUGGAACUGUGAUUAUGUUUGGUUUCCUUCUUUUGAUCGUAUCAGCGAUCGGACUGAUCAAAGCAGAAUUGGAAACAAAUGCUGAGAAUCUGUGGAUUGAAGUGGAUGGUCGUCUGGAAAAAGAGCUCCAGUACACCAAAAAAGCCCUUGGAGAUGGUUAUGGUGGAACAAAUGAACUACUUAUUCAAACGCCGAAUGUCAAAGGGACUAAUAUUCUUUCUGUGCAGGCCAUGAAACGACACUUGGAUGUUCUGACAAGAGUCACAAAUAUUUCAGUGGAAUUGUUUGACCAGACAUGGACACUGAAAGAUAUUUGUUAUACUCUAAGUCUUCCACCACUGAAUGAUAAUGUGGGAUUGGAUAGUACUCUUCAGCAACUUCUGCCUUGUGUCAUUAUAACCCCUUUGGAUUGUUUCUGGGAUGGAGCAAAACCACUUGGACCACACAACAAAGUGAACCUUGGGUAAGAAACUGAUGGUAGAAAUUUUCAUUUUUUAAGCAAAAGU